AAGCCUUUCUUGUGUUCUAUUCUCCUCCUGACACGGUAUAGUGGCUGCAUGCAUGCAAACAGUAUCUUAUUACAACAGCCAAAUAGCAGAGCAGGGAGGCCACCUCUAUAAUCCUCCCAGCCGGGCGCACAGGUACAACCUGUGCACAUAAUGGAGAGAUAUAGAAAAAACACAGUACACUGUGCAUGCACCACGAGCUUCCGACGUGUCACUGAUAUAUGAUUCCUUCUUAGAAUGUUCUUUUAACGCUUUCCUUUCCAGAGUGCACAGCUAAGAGGGAACACUGAGAAGAAUAUACAAACCCCGAACAUGAAGUGGUCCCUGACUAAUCAGAGCAGAGGACACAGCGAGGAAGACAGGACAGCGGCCAAUCACGGUGCGGGAUACAGGAGGGGCACAACACCCUGUACAUCCAGCUGGAGGAGGAGAUGUCUGUGUUACUGUCUGCUCACGUGAUCUGCUGCAUCAGUCCCGGCAUGGCUGGCAUGUAGUGAUGCUGCUGCAGGGCCUGGACUGAGGAGAGAAAGGCUGCUGGGCAUCUCUGGCAUCACCCUGUCAGUGACUUACUGGCUGCACUGGGCUGAUAAGUAAUAGAAGUGUGACAGCCCGGGCAUAGGGAUACAGCGUACAGUAUAGAGUGUCAGCGCCGGCGGCCCACAACAAACAGGAGGACAAGGAGGGCAGCGCUUGCGGGUGAUAUCAUUUUCAGUAAGCAUGAGUAGCGAACUCAAUGUUCCAGUGGAUCCCUCCACCCCAGCCGUCUCUGAGCGUAGCAACAAAGGUAUGGACUACAGAGACUGGGUUAGGCGCAGCUACUUGGAACUGGUCACAUCCAACCAUCACUCAGUGCAGGCUUUAUCCUGGAGGAAGUUAUAUCUCAGCAGAGCCAAGUUGAAAGCCUCUAGCAGGACCUCAGCUUUGCUUUCCGGAUUUGCAAUGGUGGCAAUGGUUGAAGUCCAGCUUGAGAUGAAAUAUGAUUACCCCAAACCAUUACUUAUUGCAUUUAGUGCCUGCACCACAAUACUGGUGGCUGUCCACUUAUUUGCACUUCUGAUCAGUACCUGUAUACUUCCCAAUGUGGAGGCAGUGAGUAAUAUCCAUAACUUGAACUCUGUCAACGAAUCACCCCAUGACCGUAUGCAUCCUUACAUUGAACUGGCUUGGGGUUUCUCCACAGCUCUUGGGAUCCUUUUGUUCCUUGCUGAGGUGGUUCUUCUGUGCUGGAUAAAAUUCUUACCAAUAGACUCUCCACAAGUUCGCAAUGAAAGUUCCUCAGCACAGAGGCAAAGUUCUGAUGCAGGUUUUACUUCUGCCCUAGUGUCCACCAUCAUCAUGGUACCCGUGGGGAUUAUCUUUGUCAUAUUCACAAUUCACUUUUAUCGCACACUGGUGAGGCACAAAACAGAGCGCCAUCACAGGGAAAUUGAAGAACUCCACAAGUUAAAGAUCCAGCUUGAUGGACAUGACCGAGGUGUCAAUGUGGUGUGAAGUACAAUGGUCAAUAGACUCAGGUCCACGAGUCUGUAUUACUGAACCCUUUUCAGAGAUUGGGCUGUAUUUCAGUUCUCUGGUUUAAAAUGGUGAAGCUUAAAGAUUGAAUUGUUCCAAGCUGCAGAUUAUUUCUGCACAUUGAAGACUACAGGGUGUAAAAGGGACAAAGUCUAAAAGUGUCAUUGUUUACAAAUGGGCCUGAAGGCGCUUACUGAAAGAGGACCUGUGGUCACCCCAAACAUAUUGAGCUUUAAACACCAUGUGAUAGCUUAGGGUGCCCCAAAUGUAGUGUUUUGGGUUUUGGUGCCUGUCUGAUGAUAUUUAUUACAAUACUGUGAAUGCAGACGGGGCUGAGGGGUGGGAUUUACAUGCAAGAGCCAUGCUGUUACAGUAAGCAGGCAUUUAUGAGGUUUAAAGGGGUACUUUGCCCCUAGACAUCUUCUCCCUUAUCCAAAGGAUAGGGGAUAAGAUGUCUGAUCACGGGGGUCCCGCCACUGGGAACACCCAUGAUCUCUCCUGCAGCACCCCUGUCACCUGGUGCACGGAGCGAGCUUCUCUGCGUGCCUGAUGACUGGUGAUGCAGGGGCCGGAGGAUCGUGACGUCAUUACCCCACCUCCUGAUGUCACGCCCCAGCCCCUCAAUGCAAGUCUAUGGGAGGGGGUGUGAUGGGCACCGCACCCUUCCCAUAGACUUGAAUUAAGGGGGCGAGGCGUGAUGUCACUAUCCUCCGGCCCCUGCAUCGCCAGUCAUCAGGCACGGAGCUCGCUCACUUCGUUCACCAGAUGACAGGGGUGCUGCAGGAGAGAUCACAGGAGUUCCCAGGUGCUGGACCCCCACGAUCAGACAUCUUAUCCCCUAUCCUUUGGAUAGGGGAUAAGAUGUCUGGGGCAGAGUACCCCUUUAAGUCUGUGGGAUUUUUGAGAUCCUAUUAGGGUACUUCACUAGACACAUUAAAGCACAGUAUAUUAUACAGAAAUGCUGGCCACAUACCAAACAGGCCAUCUCCGCUUGCCUGACAGCUCUGCACAGAUGUUGAUAUACAAGGGUCUGGCUUCUUUAGCAUCUCCAGCAUCUGUGCAGAGCUGUCAGGCAGCAAUCUAUAGUGGGAAUUGUUGCUUCUCUGUAUAAUAUACUGUGCAUUCAUGUGUCUGGUGAAGAUCACUUGCAGGAUCUUGGAAAUCCAUCUGCCCUAAGCCUCAUACACGUCCCUCAGUGUAAAACAUGCCCCUGUAUGUAAAUAAUGCUUCCUCUACCUCCUCUACCUAAACAGUAUUGUAAAUAGGUAUCUGUCCCUCUGACAGGCACCAAAAACCAAUUUGCAAACCUGUCAGUAAGUGUUUAGUUUCCCUGUAGCACCACCACAGGGGAAAUGAAGCAUUACACAGCACCCAAUCAAAUGAAUGCUUCUGUAUAAUACAGGACUUACUUUCUAUGUUGAGUUCCGAUUGCCUUUUACAUGAAGUUUGAUGGAUGCUUUAUUUGUGAAGCAAAAAGAUGUUUAUUCUCUUUUGUUAGUAGGCAAAGAUCAUUAAGGUUGUAUAAAUAUUUUGGAAGCUACUGUGCAAUUCUAUGUACCAAACCAGUACACACACCUUACUUGUAUGGUAAGACCUGAUCCCAUGUGUACAAUGCAUUUGGAAAAUCUUCAGAACCUUUAACUUUUUUCAGAUUUUCUUAUGUUAGAGCCUUGUUCUUAAAAAAUUAAAUAAAUUCCCCCAUCCUAUACUCAAUACCCCAUAAUAAGAUUGUGAAAACAGAAUUUUAGUAAUUUUUUCAAGUGUAUUAAUUAGAAAAAACAAAAAUUUUGCAAUGGACAUAACUAUUUGGACCCUUUCUACACCUUGUUUGGAGUCACAUUUGAUAAUGCAUAUCAGAACAAAAAACAACCCGUGAGGAAUAAAUAACUGACUAUAGAGCUGAGUAUUGUGAGGAGGCAAAAUUCUGCUCAAUUGAAAGUUCUCAAGAACACAGUGGCCUCCAUUAUUCCUAAAUGGAGGAAGUUUGCAACACCCAGGACUCCUUCUAGAGCUGACGAGCCCACCAAACUAAAUAUCAAGGUAAAGGAGCCUUAGUAAGGUGAGCAAAAAUGCAAUGGUCACCCUGGCUGAGCAAAAAAAUCCCCAAAUCCAGGUGUAAAAACCUUGUGGCAUCAUCCCUAAGAAGACUGGAUUCUGUAAUCUCUGCCAAAGGUGCUUCAACUAAGUACUGAAUAAAGGGUCUGAAUACUUAUGUCACUGCAUUAUUUUAGUUUUCCUUAUCAAUAAAUUGGCAAAGAUUUUUAACAUACUGAUUUUUAUUUGUCAUUAUGCAGAAUGAUGAGGGGAAACUCGAAUUUUUUUACUUUAGCACAAGGCCACAACAUAACAAAAUGUGAUAUACUUUCCAAAGGCAUUGUACUGGUUAAUCUUCAAGGGUAUGGUCACACGUAACGGAUUCGCAGCAUAUUUUACGCUGCAGAUCCGCCGGUGACCUGACCCAUUUUGUGCCUCCAGCUGUUGCCACUCCCAUUCCCCUGCCUCACUCCACCCCAGGCCUGCUCGUAGCAGCGGAUUGCCACACAGAGGGCCUGUGAGUCGGCGAGUGGACUCUGACAUCACAGAGCAGCUGCAAUGUCUGAGUACACUGCACAUUACUUUGUAAUGACAUGUACACUGCACAUGGCCUCAACGAUUGCCACGAUGUCUGAGUACACAGCACCGCGAUGUCAGAGUGCACUUGCCGACUCGCAGGCCACCUGUGUGGCUGCCCGUAAUGGCAGAUUGCCGCUGCAGGCAGGCCAGGGGCAGAGCUAGGUGGGGGGAAUGGGGUGGCAACCACUGGAGGACCAAAAUGGGUUGGGUUUAUAUAUAUAUAAAUGUCAGAUACCUGAGUUUGCAGUUGGUCUAAUAAGCUUGGACAGGCUUAGACAUAUGAGGAAUACCAGAUAACUAUUCAGUCAUAUAUGAAAAAUUAUUUAGUUAUCUUAAAGGAGCUAUAUGGGACAGAUAUAAAACUAUAUUGAGUAAAAUACAGAAUACUUAUAGUGUAAUAUAUAAGUUUGAUUUUUGAAGUACAUUAUUAUAUUUGCAUUACGUUAUUUGUACUUUAUACAUAUGUUCAUUUACACAGUUAAUACUGUAGGUAAGACAUUUUACACAAGCAAAACUUAAACCAUGUGAAUCUUUGUGUCAACUAUGAGUAUGGUGCCUUUUAAAAUACUAGUGAAUGGAAAUAUUUAUUUCGUUUAUAGUAAAAUUUCUGUAAUCAAGCAUUUAUCUAUAUAAACUAAUAUCCAUUCAAAGUAUCUGAACUGCAGCGUCUGAGCACUUGAGGGAAAGGAGUUUAAGGUGGUUAACAUUAAAGGGAACCUGUCAUCUCUUAUGCUGCCUGAAGCACGAGUUAUCUGUAUGGUCCCUGGUGGCUUCACCCUGCCCCCACUGACCUUAAUUGAUAAAUUUCUUCCUGUUUGGGUAUAGGAAAAGAUCUAUCAAUCUAGGCUGGGAAAAGCUGCAGACUUAAGUCACUGAAUUCUGCCCAGAUCUAGGUUUAACCAGCAUGAAAAUGAUGACAGGUUCCUUUUAAAAACUAUGAACUCUUUUUUAUUGUCUAAAUCAAUAGGGUGCUACUCAGAGAAAGGUAAGAUAAGUCUCUCAGACAGACUUUCUGCUCUCUAAGUGCUACAGCAGGGCAGGGAAAGGCUGGGUUCACAUCACGUUUUCAGCCAUACGGGACCGCAUACGGCUGGGGGGAGCUAAAACCUUGCGCUCCCAUAUCCCUGCCGUAUGCCGCCCGUAUAUAAUU
Hyla sarda is the source of this 5272-nucleotide messenger RNA. RefSeq names its product ORAI calcium release-activated calcium modulator 2 (gene ORAI2). The transcript is spliced from 4 exons. Gene Ontology annotation, molecular function: store-operated calcium channel activity. Lineage: Eukaryota; Metazoa; Chordata; Amphibia; Anura; Hylidae. Gene Ontology annotation, cellular component: membrane. The record is from RefSeq and is a predicted model, not a curated record. Gene Ontology annotation, biological process: store-operated calcium entry. Bases 715 to 1488 code for a protein of 257 amino acids.